AUGGUGCGGGAUCCUUAUAGGUUCGACCUCAACGACUUUCUAGAGCCUGACCAGCAUCCCAUAUCAUUCGACGAGAUCGCGUUAUUCCCUGGAGAGUUUGCAAAUGAUAGGCCCUAUGGAGAUUUUGCGAAUAUCGACGGAGCACUCUCCGCAAGCUACUUUUACAGUCCGUUAGCAGAAUCGUUCAACCCGGAAUCUUUCGAUGCGAACAACUUUGACCCUGACCUAGCCCCAAGCCUGUCUACUCGGCAAGUGAAUGGGUCCUCGAAAGAAUCGGCCCGCAAUGAAACAAGGCGUCUGGCUACUGCCUAUACAAUGCUUUGCGCGUAUUCGACUGCAUCGCAUCCGGCUCGUCCAUCAUCGCCUCAAUCAGUCAAAGCACAUGAAAGAUACACACAAAAUCUGAGGCGUCUUGGGCCACCAGAUUACGAUGAUGUCGUGAUCAACGUCUUCAUUGGACUUUUCCAAAGGCACAUAGCCCCGACGUUUUCCUGUUUUCAGGGCUUUCGCAUCGGACCUUCGACACCGGCAGAGGUAUAUCUUGGUGUGGCCGCGGUAGGAGGUCUCUACUGCCAAGUACCAAAGGCCGAUAUUGUGGCAAAGUGGUUACAAAGGAUUGCAAAGCGCAAACUGCUGACGGUGGUCCACAUUCAGCAUCCUACUACUCUCUUGGACAAUUUAUCAAUCCUACAGGCUGUGAGUCAUAAUCAAGAGCCAUCUUCCAUGAUUUGGCCUCUAGGAUGGCUCGACCUCCGUGGAAUUGGAGCUGAUUUUUCACCCAUAAAGUACGUCCUGAUGGAGAUCUUCGCCUUCAUCUCCCACGACCCGAGGACCCUCUUUCUCCUCGAGGUGUUUCACUGCCAGGUGGUCCAGGCCUUCCGCGCUUCCAAUCUUGAGCAAGAUAAUGGUUUGACUCCUGAUUCAGACCGAAGGAGUCUCCUCAACGCUCUCGAUCUCUUGGAAUGCUACCGGACUGUGUUUCAGCAACGUCCAGCUAGGUUCUACCCGCUGGCAUUCACAAAUUCGAUGUCUCUUAUCAACCAAGAUCCCAUGCCUGACACUGCUAACUGGAACCGGGGUACGCUGAGGUCUUUGGUCCUGUCAUUCCUGUCCUGCCACGAGCCAUGUUGCAAGAUCGAAUCUUCCUCACUGAGCCUUCAGAGUCUCUCAAUGCUGGCUGUAUUAACCUCCUACGACUGUCGCCUUCCCGGUCUUCGCUUACGGUACCUCAAGUUAGCUGAUGAUACCUCUCCCCACCCGUCUCACGAGCUGCGCUUGGAGUUUCUUGAGCUUGCUUUGCAAAAGUGGCUCCGCUCCCACGUUGUGCAACCUGAUGCCGGGCCCCUAAUGCUUUAUCAUCUCGUCCACCUCCGCAUCUACUGCAACCUGACCGCCAUAGACCGAUUGGCGCAUUGGGCGAUUGCCUCGAAGUCGUCCUUCUCAAGCGCACCACUUCCGGGGGCUCCAACUCCUGGGCAAUGCUUUACUUCUUCCCAAAGCCAGGACAAGGCCGCAUGGCAUGCCACCAAGAUUUUGGAAAUUGCAAAAGGCCCGGGUUUUGAUGCCAAGGCUAGUGACAAUGUUAUGCACCUCAAGAAGGACGCUGGACAAGACAAAACUGAGGUGAUUCACUACAGUCACGCCGUAUACUAUGCAUCGAUGGUUAUGUGGUGCUCGACCACAUCCUCUCCGUUCUCUUCUCGGCAAAGCAAGUUGAGCACUGGGGACUCGAUGACGGCGCUAUCAAUUCUACGACAAGGCGUUGAGCUACUAUCUCACUCCGCUGCACUAGUCUCAAAAGCCUUCCAGCAGAUCUUGAAGUCACUAUAG
Fonsecaea multimorphosa CBS 102226 is the source of this 1830-nucleotide messenger RNA. RefSeq lists its product as uncharacterized. The transcript is spliced from 5 exons. The record is from RefSeq and is a predicted model, not a curated record. Bases 1 to 1830 code for a protein of 609 amino acids. Lineage: Eukaryota; Fungi; Ascomycota; Eurotiomycetes; Chaetothyriales; Herpotrichiellaceae.